Molecule: messenger RNA, 2309 nt
Organism: Acanthopagrus latus (yellowfin seabream)
Lineage: Eukaryota; Metazoa; Chordata; Actinopteri; Spariformes; Sparidae
Gene: scp2a
Product: sterol carrier protein 2a
Exons: 16
Coding region: 155-1852 (565 amino acids)
Molecular function (GO): acyltransferase activity, transferring groups other than amino-acyl groups
Source: RefSeq, a predicted model, not a curated record
UUUCAAGAAGAACAAUGCUUGUCUCAAGGGGAAUUCUCUCCAGCACGCUCACAGAAUCACUGACAGUGGUGCCGUGUUUCUCCUCGGAGUGAGGCAUCAGCUCGGAUACACACGAUCUUCACGUUACAUUGAGUUAGCCGGACCCAGUCUGCUGAUGCUGCCGCGGCCGCCGCUGUCCUCACACCUGCCUGCUCUCCUCCGUCCACUGCUGAAGACAAGCUACAGUACCAUGGCACCUGGAAGGAACAACAGGGUGUUUGUCAUCGGUGUGGGCAUGACAAAGUUUGAUAAGCCUGGAGCCAGAGGUGACUAUGAUUACCCUGAUAUGGCCAAGGAAGCAGGUGAAAAGGCUCUUGCAGAUGCAGGAAUCCCAUAUUCUUCUAUUGAACAAGCCUGCGUAGGAUACGUUUAUGGGGACUCCACAUGUGGGCAGCGGGCCAUUUACCAUAGCUUGGGCCUGACCGGGAUCCCCAUCAUCAACGUCAACAACAACUGCUCCACUGGCUCCACGGCUCUCUUUAUGGCACGCCAGAUGGUUAGGGGAGGUCUUGCUGACUGUGUGCUCGCUCUCGGGUUUGAGAAGAUGGAGAGGGGCUCUUUGAGCGCCAAGUUUAUGGACAGAACCAAUCCCAUGGACAAGCACAUGGAGGUGAUGAUCAACCGCUACGGGAUUGCGGCAGCUCCAGCAGCACCACAGAUGUUUGGAAACGCCGGCAGGGAGCACAUGGAGAAAUAUGGCACAAAACCAGAACACUUUGCCAAAAUUGCCUGGAAAAACCACAAGCAUUCCAUCAACAACCCAUAUUCCCAGUUCCAGGAUGAGUACAGUUUGGAGCAAGUGAUAAACUCCAGGAAGGUGUUUGAGUACCUGACUUUACUGCAGUGUUGCCCUACGUCAGAUGGUGCCGGGGCAGCAGUUUUAGCCAGUGAGGCCUUCGUCACGAAGCAUCACCUGGAGAACCAGGCAGUCGAGAUAGUGGCCCAAGAGAUGGUGACUGACUUGUCCUCCACAUUUGAAGAAAACAGCUGCAUUAAGAUGGUGGGAUAUGACAUGUCGCGUUUGGCUGCCAAAAAGUGUUUUGAAGCAGCGGGUCUGAAGCCCAGUGACGUUGACGUGGUAGAGCUGCACGACUGCUUCUCAGCCAACGAGCUCAUCACGUAUGAGGCUCUGGGACUGUGUCCAGAGGGUAAAGCAGGAGAGCUGAUUGACAGAGGGGACAACACGUACGGAGGCAAGUUCGUGAUCAACCCCAGCGGUGGUCUCAUCUCUAAAGGACAUCCUCUGGGAGCCACAGGUCUGGCCCAGUGUGCAGAGCUGUGCUGGCAGCUCAGAGGGAAGGCUGACAGGAGGCAGGUCUCAGGGGCCAAAGUGGCCUUGCAACACAACAUUGGCUUAGGAGGAGCUGUGGUUGUCACUCUCUAUAGGAUGGGAUUUCCUCAGGAGGCCAGUUCCUACAUUGGUGCGGUUCCCACCCGCUCUGGCAGCAGUCUGGAGGGGUUUAAAGCUUACCCUGUCUUCAAAGAGAUCGAAAACCAUCUACAGAAGGAGGGAGAGCAGCUUAUCAAGAAAAUUGGUGGAGUGUUUGCCUUUAAAGUGAAGGACGGUCCAGGUGGGGAGGAGGCGACUUGGGUCGUGGAUGUUAAAAAUGGCAAAGGUUCUGUCUCCAAUGACCCAGAUAGAAAGGCAGACUGCACCUUUUCCAUGAGUGACGAGGAUCUUCUGCAUCUGAUGACAGGACAGAUGAACCCACAAACGGCAUUCUUCAAAGGGAAACUGAAGAUCACGGGGAACAUGGGCAUGGCUAUGAAGCUACAGAACCUCCAAAUCGCGCCAGGCAAGGCCAAGCUGUGAGACCUGGAGUAAGCUUUUGUCCUCCAAGUAUUAUUCGAGGAAAACAUUUGUUGCAGAAUGUGAUCCCUCCUGAAUUUGCUAAUCAACAAACUCAUGGAAUACUUUGGUAGCAUAUGUAUGAUUUUGAAAUACAUAGUUUCAAAUUUCAGCUGCUACUUUGAUAUCCUCGGACAUACAGUGUUUAUAAUAUUCAUGUUGUUCUUUAAGUCUGAUUUCUAUUCUGAAACACCUAGUGAGUCUGUAGGAACUGUGUAUGUAUAACAUCGGUGCAAGUUGUUGCCUCUCUGUGUUUGAUUUGUCAUGUCACAAAACGGUCAAUGUGCCUCAAAUUUCUAUUAAAUCAAGCUGUUCUUUUAAAGCUAUUUUUGGCCUCCAUCCACCAUAAUGUAUGAAAUAUAUAACUGUAAAUGAUAGCGCUUAUAUAAUUUUUAGAGAAUAAAUAAUUUUCUGACAAUAA